ACUCGGUGUAGCCGCGCAAAGAAAUUUGACGAGCGGAUAGUUUGACAGUUUUUUCAAAGAAUUGAUUUAUUAAAGGAGCAAUCUCUGGCGACCUUUGAAACACAAACUAACCGAAGGGAAAAGAGAACUGGAUAAAGAGAAGGACAGUAAUUGGCGUAAGUGAAAGCGGAAUUACAGCGAAACCUCUUUUCGUUUGUCAUUUAGCCUCGGACAGUAAGGACAGUGCGCGUCUCCCAACUUGCCACAACUACCCGUGGAAUCUUAUUCACUUAAGUUAGGUUUUCAUUUAUUAGCUCUUUGUUAAUUGUGGUUUAGGUUGGCUGGACUUGCACCUCAUUGUAACCGCGGUUACUUAACGUCGCGAGAAAAAUGCUGUCCUUCAUACGCUCCUGGCUGCCCGGUAUACCUGGGUGGUUGACAUUUGAGGCGAACCCCCUGGAUAGCCUGCUACAAGGGCUCGUGGGCGCGUGCGGUGUUUCAGUGCUGUGCAGUUUGAUGAGAGUUCACCUGUUCCUGAAAGCUACGAGUAGCGACAAGGAGGAAAGGUGUGGUAAAAAGCCAUCUGGCACCAAGGGAGGGGCUGUGGGCAGUUUGGGCCGGACUCUCCAGUUCUGGAUUCUGACCGGGCUCCUGGGCUUGAUCGGUCCUCGGGUCGCUUCUCUUGUGGUUCUGGAAUUCUGUCUCCGAGCUGGGUCGGCCAAGAUCACUGCCGGAGCGGAUGUGACGUCAAAUUAUGCCCAGUCGCACCUGGUGCAGUGCCAGUUCUCUCUGGGCUGCGCCCUGAGCUGCAGCCUCCAGUUCCUCCAGGAGGGGGCGCUGCACCGCUCGCUCAGCCUGCUGACGGCGCUGCUGCCGAGCUGGCUGCUGGCCAGCCAGAGCGAGCGGCUGCGUCGCCAUGCGAUGACGCUCUACCCGCUGCACAGCUCCCAGCGGUACUGCGGCCUGUGCAUGACGCUCCUGGCGUCGGGCCACGCCCUCCUGCCCCACCUGUGCCGCGCCGUGGUCGUGACGUUCGCCGUGGCCGCCGUGGCCGCCAUCUCCACAGUCAACCACCACUUCCUGUCCGCCGCGGACGCCCUCCGGUUCUGGACGCCGCUGACUAUAUGCUACACCAUGCUGGUGGUGUACAUGCAGGAGGACCAGCAUCGCCGCCCUGGUGGCGAGGUUUUGCUGCACACAGCGGUGGUGCGCCUGGGGGCGCUGCUGGGGCUGAUGCUGAUGCUGGGGACCUGGGCGGACGUGGGACACAUCCUCCUGUGCUUCCUGGGAGAGAUGGCCUGCCUGAUCCCCUCGCAGGACCUGAUGGACUGCGUGACAGAGGAAGACAGUCAUGAGGCUGUGAACAAAUCCCCACGAAGAUUGAGCACGGACUCUAGCCCAGUGACACCUUCAGAGCUGGCUCUGCCUUCCAGCAAAGAGCUUUAGGAGUCUCCCUCCUGUGGCAGGAGAAACUGUCAGCAUUUUGUGGACCCCUAUCUCCCUCAGCAAACAGAUUGUAUGCAAGCAGUGCACACACAAAACACCCCGCAUGUGUGCACACACAAGGAGCACCUGCAUACGUGUGUGUAAGCUCACAUGCAUACACACAAACAAAACACACACGUACACACGCGCAUGUGCACAAGCACAAGCACAAACAUACACUGGACAUGCAGAUACGCACCCUGUAAGGUGGUGCAGGGUGCAGAGCAAAGUGAGACGGGACUAUCUUCUCUGAAAGACGUGUGCUGUUACAUAUCUGUGUUCCAUGUCCUUUUCAAUCAUUUACCAAAAGCUGCUGCAUCAGCGGAACUGGAGGAGCAGAGAGUGGAAGGCCAGACUGUAUCCUGGAAUCUGAAGCUAGAAUACACAGACAAAGGGGAGAUAAGCGGGCAGAGAGGUGAAUACAAAGGUCAUCCAGGCCUGUUUUCUAAAAAAAAAAAGCAAACAACAUUUUUUAAAAUAUCUUAUCUCGCGCAUAUAAAUACAGCUUUAAAUUGCUGACUAUAAUUUGAGACCUAACCUACAGGGAAAAUGUGUUGGGUGCACCCAACCCAGAACUGUCUCUUGGUCCAAGUUUUCUCAGUUGUACCACCACCAGUCACUUUUUAUCACAACAGGCACAGAACUGGACAAAACUGAUGAUCCGUUGAUUUGAACCAUAAGAAAUUCCAUUCUGCAUUUAGCUUUAGACCUUGUUCUGUUUGCUCGUCAAAUUUGAAUGGCUUGGCCUUGUAUCUUCUUUCCGGUCACAUGCAAUGUGCAUUGUCCUUUUAAGACUGAAGAGAGUAAAGCAGGGAGUGUGGAAAGGGCUGAGUAAGUGCAGGAGCCGGAAUGGCGGGUAAACAGAACUGGGGUCGGUGGGAAGACAAUGCAGUGUCUACGGCCAAAGGACGAUGAGGCAACUGGGACAGUCAGACCCCCACCGACAUGCAGAUCAAACUCCUGACUCGGGGCUUUCCCAAUUACCGAGUAAUCUCGGUGAGGAGGGGUUAAAAUAAUAUAGCUUGCAACGCUAUAAUUUAGUCUAGAGAACACGAUUCUGCAGGUGUCCUCAUAACCUGAAAAGGAUAUAUAUACGUUUUCCAGUUAUCCAUUGCAGUGACAGUGUCCACUAACUUUCAGAUGUGUUCACUUUGAGGUCCUGAUGAAAAUGUUGCUGGUGAUUCCACAUAAAGUUGGCAUGUCUUUUUGAUUUGUUGUUGUCCUUAAACCACCACUACCUUCUGUUUGACAUUAAAUUAUUACGUAAGUGUUUGAGGAAUGUUGCUUUAUAAAGAUAUUGAUACAUUUGG
Molecule: messenger RNA, 2774 nt
Organism: Anguilla anguilla (European eel)
Lineage: Eukaryota; Metazoa; Chordata; Actinopteri; Anguilliformes; Anguillidae
Product: transmembrane protein 82-like
Exons: 6
Coding region: 370-1425 (351 amino acids)
Source: RefSeq, a predicted model, not a curated record